Messenger RNA from Danio rerio (zebrafish), 6732 nucleotides. NCBI's taxonomy places the organism in Eukaryota, Metazoa, Chordata, Actinopteri, Cypriniformes, Danionidae. The record is from RefSeq and is a predicted model, not a curated record.
CUAUCAACCAAUGUGACAAUUCCUCAAUCCCAAAGGAGGCGGGGUAUAUGGUAUCGGUCUGAAAGUUCUCAUGAAGAAGUGAUACAAAAGAUAACCGUGGAGCAUUCAGCUGAGUGAAAGAUAAACUUUGCCGUAACAGCAGGAUGUCUGCUCCUGUCUCCGGUAGGAAAACCCCUGUGGACUAUGGUGUACAGAUUCGAUUUAUAAAUGACCUGCAAGACACCGGAGGGGGAGUGAGUGGGCAGCCCCGGAAAGAGGGACCUAAAAAGCAGCCGUCUCGCUAUGGAGUGGCAGUGAGAGUGCAGGGCAUUGGUGGACAGCCCUACGUCGUACUGAAAGAGGGAGAGAAAGGAGAUUCAUAUGGAGUGCAGUUGAGAACCCAACCACCUGCCUACAGCAGCCUGCCUAGGAGGAGAGAGGAUGGUGUAAUCCAGGGGCCAUAUUUCUCAUCUGGAGACAACAUCCCUAUCCGUAGGGCUCAGUCUCAUGGCUCAUUGUUGGACAGAGAAAACAGUCCUGAAGACUUCACAGAUCAGCUCCGACGUCCACUUGGAGAUGGACGUUCUGGAAGCUAUGGCAACCUGGAUGGAGGUAUUGGUAUGGGAUCUGAAAGGGAGCGACCCAGAGAAAGGAUGGAGAGAAAUCAGUGGGGAGGUUCCUACCAGACAGGGCUGAAUGGCACUUUGGGGAGAGGGAGAGGUGGAGGCAGUCACCACACCUCAUCCGAAUCCAUCGAAAUAGCACUGCACAACCAGCACACUCAGAUCCAAUCAGCCCCCAGCUCCACCCGUCAGACCCCUGUCCAAAGACUUGUCAACAGGUUCGACGGGAGCUCUUCACAGGUGGAUAACUCUGCAACCACCACCAGGGGGCGCUAUCCUGUUCCAAAUGCAGACGACAGAUCCACUUCAACUUCACCUUUACCUGCUCCAUCUCUCAUUCCUAAAACAUACUCUUCACCAUCAUCUUCGUCACCUGCUUCUGCUUACAGCAGCCUGGGUCGUGGAUCCGGUUCUAUUGCAAAAGUUACAGCAGUCACUCCCUCUGUUUCAUCUGAUGGACAUGUCACUCCAGACCUCUUGAUGGACCAGGGUCAAAGUUCAGGGUCAGAGUUCUCACCUGAAGACCAGAUCCAGCAGAUAAUCUAUGAUGCUCUCCGUCAGGGGAGUACAGAGGGAGAUGUUGCCAUUAAGCGCAAAGCUCGAGUCAUCUGUAAUAAAAUUCAAGGACUUAAGGCAAGCAGAUCUGAUGACUCCUUAAAACAUGAGCUUGAGAAAUGUCUGGAUGAAAAUAUCCAGCUGCAGGAACAGCUGGGGAGGAAGAACACAGAACUGCACCAAACACAUUCAGAUCUUACUCAGUUACGUAUGGACAGAGAGAACGCAGAGUCUCAUGUUAGAGAGUUGGAGGAUCAGCUGGCAGGACUGCAGGAGGAGCUGAGGAGAGAAACUGAAAACAAAGCUCAAGCUGACACAAUGCACAUGGAAUUGAUGGCAUUGAGAGCUGAAUUGGAUGAAGCUGCAGUGCUGAGACAAAAGCAGGAGGACAUUCAGAGGCAAAGAGAGAGGGAGCUGACGGCCCUGAAGGGGGCAUUAAAAGAUGAGGUCUCCACCCAUGACAAGGAGAUAGAGGCUCUCAGAGAGCAGUACAGCCAAGACAUGGAACAACUGCGAACAAGCAUGGCUCAGGUGUCACAGUCUCAGGCAACUAUUGAAGCCGAGCGCCACCGUGUAAACUCUACGUUAAGGUCUCUUCAGCAGCAACUGGAGGAGAGCAGAGAUGAAGGAAACCACUGGAGAGAGCAGUUCCAGUCCAGCAGAGAAGAGCUGCGUAACACCAAACAAGAUGGACAGCUGGUUCAACCCAAAGCAGAAUUACUCCAGUCACGUCUGGAGAAAGAAGAGUUUGAGGAGGAGCUGAAUGAUCUGCAGGAGAAAGUCAACACAAUGAAACAGCAGAUGCCAGAUCCUAAACAGACACAGGCGGUCAGCCAGGAACUUGAACGAUGUCGUGCUGACCUGCAGAAGACCCAGGCAGAUAUGGAUAAAUUAAGGGUUGAUCUUGACAAGAAGACAAUGGAAAUUGUGUUAUUAAAGAAGAGCAAACAAGAGCUUGAAGCAGAGCAGAAAUAUGAGAUUGACCGAUUGAAGGGUCAGUCACGAAGAGAUAAGGAAGAGCUCACAAAGGCUCAUGAGAGGGCAAAGCAGCUUGCUGAACCCUCGUUGGUGGAGGCCCUGCGGAAGGAGUUGAGUGACAUGCAAGAGGAGGCAGGUCGACUGCGAGGUCAGCUGAUCUCCACUGAAGAAAUGCUGCAGGCAGAGAAAGACAAACUCAGCUCUGCUCAAAUUCAAGUCAACAAUCUGAAGCUGGAGCAUACGGAACUGGAGGAAACCAACAUGCGUAUGAAGGAGAGAAUCACACGCCUAGAGUCUCAGCUGCAGGAACGCAUGUCUCAGAGUUUUGAGGCUGAGCAGGAGCAGCAGGAGGAGGCCAGGAAACUGAGGCAGCAGCUGGAGGAGGCCAGGCGAGAGAGCUCCAGGCUGAGCCUGGAGAGAGAUGAGCUGGCCCGUAAUCUGGAAGAGAAGGAGAAGGACAGAGACACUGUCCGUAAGGAGAACACGCAGCUCGAUGACCAGAGGAGACAGCAGGAGAGAGCGCUAGACAAACUUAAUAAAGAGAUGGAGCGCUUGUCUGCUACACAUCGUGAGGAAAUGCGGCUCCUGCAAGCUCAGCUAGACGAGCAGAGAGACAAGUGGAGGAAAGAGCAGCAGGACUCACAGAAAAUCACCAAAGAGAAGCUCAGUGAGCUGGAUAAAGCCCAGAGCACCAUCCACUCCCUGCAGGAGGAGCUGGGCCGUGUAAAGAAAGAGCUGUUCUCCAGUUAUGAGGAAAGAGACAACGCUUUAUUAGACAAAGAGAUGCUCACCAACCGCCUCAAACAUCUGGAGAGUGAGAUGGAGACUCAGCGCAACACACAAAACGACCGCUCAAGAGAGAUCCGCAGUUUAGAGGACAAAAUCAAGCAUUUGGAGCUCGAGUUGGAUGAGGAGAAGAACAGUGCAGAGAUGCUGACAGAAAGAAUCACCAGGAGCCGAGAUCAGAUUGAACAGCUGCGUGCAGAACUCAUGCAAGAGAGAUCCUCCAAACAAGACCUGGAGCUAGACAAAAACGCUCUGGAGAGACAGAUAAAGGAGUAUAAGACUCGUGUAGCUGAGAUGGAAGGCCAGUCACGUUCCUCCACUGGUGUCUCACAGCUGGAGAGCAAAAUCCAGGAACUCGAGGAACGACUGCGCACAGAAGAGAGAGAGAAGAACUCUGUGGUUUCCUCUCAGCGCCGGAUAGAGAGGAAGCUAAAGGAACUGAACAUCACUCUGGAUGAGGAGAGACAGCAGCACACAGAGCAGAGAGACCAGCUGACUCUGCGUGUUAAGGCUCUGAAACGGCAGGUGGAUGAAGGAGAGGCAGAGGCGGAGCGUCUGGAGGGCUUGAGGAGGAAGGCCAUCAGAGAGAUGGAGGAGCAGCAGGAGCAGAAGGAGGCGCUGCAGUCCAGAGUCACAGCGCUAGAGAAUGAACUCAAGAGGAAGAUUCAGCAGGCCCGACAGUCAGUGCUGGAAUCUUCAGUGCUCAGCUCUGACGAUGACGAUGAUGAUGGAUUGUACGAUCACUCCAGCAUAACCUCCAUCCUCACCGAGAGCAAUUUACAGACCAGUUCCUGCUGAAGCGCCGAGAGGAAUCUGUGGAAUGAGGUGUGAAUGAAGCUGCCCACUCAUCAUGAACAUACAGAGGAACUUCCUUUAUAUCUGUAAAAUAACAGAUCAUAGAUAAUGAAACUCCAGACUUCUGGUUUCCACCCUUAAGCUGUAACUGUCACAUUCCGUCAUUAUCUCAAUUAAAAUUCCAUAAAACAGCCUUAAAACAGGCCUAUUCUACAAGAAAAGCCUUAAUCAUCCCUCUACUUUGGAAGUAAAAUAUGUUGAAGAAGAAUUUAGUCAUCUAAAUUAGAAGAUUACUGAAACUUCUUUUAUUUGAAUAAUUAGCAGUGAAUAGAUGAAAUAAGAAUGUGAAAUAAGGAGAAGGUGAAUACAUGCAUAAAUACAUAUGGAGGGGAAAAAAGAUUGUAUUUUGGUUUAAGGUCUAACAGUGACUGAUUAUGAGCACUGAUCAUUUUGUUAGUUGUUUGAUAUGAUACCGAUAGGACCUCAAGAUGUUAGCAGAAGGUUAAUAUGAAUAUAGCAUUGAACAAAUCCAGUUCACAGAAAGUAUAAAUAUCAGGUUUAGCAUUAGUAUAGUAGAGCAAAUGAGAAACACAGUUAAUAGUCUAAACCAUGUAAAAACAUAAUUCCUGUAUUACCGCUCUAAUAGAUUAGACGAGUAAUCGCGCAUCAAGAAAAAGAUUCAUUCUCUGCUUAGACUGCAGCUCCUCAAUCUAGACUUAAUACGUAUGUACGGCAAGCCGUUUGCCAUUUAAUUAAUAACCUGUACUAGUAUCUGUUUUCCUGUUACUACUAGUACUAGAUACUAGUACCUUUUGCAUUAAGUACCAGUGCUUAUUCAUUAGUUACUAGUGCUUAUUCGUUAGAUACUAGUGCCUAUUCUAUAGAUGCUUGUUCUUUAGCUUCUUUUACAGUGUCUUUUGUAAAGUUUCUAGUACUCCUUCAUUAGAUACUACUACCUAUUAGAUAGACACUAGUACUUAUGUAUUAGAUACUAGCACUUAUUCAUUAGAUACUAGUAUUAAAUCGAUACUAGUUCUUAAAUAUUAGAUACUAGUACUAAUUUUUUAGUGCCUAGUAACUAUUCUGUUGUUACUAGUAACAAAUUAUUUUUUUUCCCAUUGAUUUCUAUGAGUUCUGUCAUUGGUAUAUUAACGAUUCAGUUUUGACUAGUAUGUAUUCCAGCUGGGUCUAGUACAUAUUUUUAUGUAGUAGUAGUUAAUUAUUAGGUACUAGUACUUAAUCAUUAGAUACUAGUAUCUAUUUAAUAGAUAUUGGUACUUAUUAAAUAGGUACUAGUACAAAUUCAUUAAAUACUAGUGACUAUUAAACAGAUACUAGUUGUUUUUCAUUAGUACUAGUAUUUAUUUAAUCGUCACUAGUAUUUUAUUAUAACUUUUACUUGUAACAAUUCUUAUUUUAUUAGUCAUUUCUGCUUGUUUACUUGUCUUAUGUUAUGACUUGUCCAAAUGGAAGAUUAUAGUUCAAUUAUACAUUUUUAAUAGUAAAAUAUUUUUUUACCUGUGACAUAUUAAACAAGUAAUAUUAUUUAAUAAAUAUGUAUGAGUAUUUUUUAAAUAAGUUGUGGUAUCCAUUUCAUAAGUACCAGUAUCUAUUUAAUAAGUACUCUUAUCUAAUCAACAAGCACUAGUACCUAUUAAAUGGAUACUAGUAUCUAAUACAUACUGUAAGUACUAAUAUCUAUUGUUUAGGAACUAGUAUCUAAUUAAUAAGUACCAGUAUCUAAUGAUUAACUACUAACACAUAAAAAUAUGUACUAGUCCCAGCUGGAAUACAUACUAGUCACAACUGAAUAGUUGAUAUCUCAAUGACAGAUCCCAUAGAAAUCAAUGGAGAAACGUUUAAUUUAUUACUUGUAACAACAGAAUAGUUACUAUAAAAUAAAUACUAGUAUCUAAUAAAUAAGAACUAGUAUCUAUUUAAUAAGUACUAGUACCUAAUAAAUAAGUACCAUUAAAAUAAAUUCUAGUAUCUAAGGAAUACAUACUAGUAUCUUAUGAAAAAGUAUUAGUAUCUAUUUAAUACAGGUACUAGUAUCUAAUGAAUAAGAAAAGACACUGGUAGCUAAAAUAAAGCACCAGUAUCUAAAGAUUAGGCACUAGUAUCUAACGAAAAAGCACUAGUAACUAAUGAAUAAGUACUAGUACUUAAUGGAAGCGCACUAGUAACAGGAAAACAGAAACUAAUACAGGGCAUUGAUUAAAUGUCAAAACGGCUUACCAUAAGUAUGCGCUUAUGCUUUCACAGUGGAAGGAAGGCCAAUUCAUUUUAGGGUACAUGCGAAUGAGCACUGUACAAGUGUGUCGCUGAUAUGAAAAUAAUGAAUUAUAACAACAUAAUUGCAAUAAAUACAUGUACAUUUCAGCUCAUUUAUCUGCUAGCAUUUCCAUUAUACAACUGAGCUUAAAUGAUAAACUGUAGUAAGUGUUCUUUAGCAUUAUAAGAGAUGAAAUUAGUUGCACUGUGAAUUUUUGUUCUGCAGUUUAUAUUUUUUGACAUGCUGAAACACAGAUUAGUCUAGAGAGUCAGAGUUAACGUUUCAUCAUUCCUGGAAGAGCUUCUGGACAUUUUUUAUUGAUUUUUAUUUGUUAGUUUAUCAGCACAUGAACUGUUGUUGUUUUAAUUCAGUCUAUAAUAUUGAAGCACAUUUAUAAUAAGUUUCUAAAAGGACUGAUUUCCUACUGUAUGUACAGUAGUUCUAUUACAGCAUACACAUUAAUUCUGGUACCAAGCUGCCUUUUCACAUCUGUAUCUCCAAUACUGUAUCUAUGCACACAGCAUCUGAUUCAUGUGAAUUGUAAAACACUACAAUGCCUUGUAAAUCAAGUAAUUAUUAUUAUUUUUUGUAAUUGUUGUUUCUUCAAAGUAAAUGAGAAUGAUUUAUGUAUUUUGUAUUUAUUUGUAAUAGAAUUUGCAUCAAGCACUGAUCAAAUCAAAGGUUUGUAUUAUUCAGUUAGCAAAACCUUUUCUAUCAAUAAUAAAUUCAGUACUUUAUUAA